UUUGUGGACUGAAAAGAGUCUUUACUCGUGCCGGUUCUGUCCGGUGGAAAAGGCUGAAGUGAAAUCGACAAAACCGGUAAAUAACUAACUGACAGCCGUUACACCAGCUAUAUGGCCGCCUUUACUUCACCUGGUCUCAACAUUUCAUCCACUUCAACAAAGUAUAAGAAGCUGUUUUGUGGGUAUCUUUUUAUCAACAGUGUACACCCUUUCACAAGUUCUGCUGCUGCAAACUAAAGGAAAUGAUACAAGCCUUGUUAUUGUGUUGAGGAAUGUAUAGUGGAAGGCCACUUACCAAUACUGGAGGCAAUUUUCCUACACAGCAGAAGCUAAGUGGACCAUUGGAAAAAAGGCACACUAUGGACCACAAUUCUUGGACAUACUAAAUCUCAUUUUUGACAUGUUUUAAAUCAUGCACUGGAGACAAUAAACCCAGACCUGGGUCAGAACAGUCGCUUCCUGAGUAAAUUUUUUUGUAGAAGCGUUUCCCCCGGUCCUUAGUGUUUGCAGCAAUGGGCUCGUUUGGGUUUCCUUUUGAUAAUCUGCUGUGCAUGCUGCUCGGCAUCUCGUUCACUGUGUGGUUUACUCUGCUUCUGGUUUUCUUCAUUGUGCCAGCCAUUUUUGGCCUGUCUUUCGGCAUCCGAAAGCUCUAUAUGAAGACCCUGCUCAAAGUGUUUGGGUGGGCUACGUUAAGGAUUGAGCGAGAAGCUAAAGAGAAGAAUCAUCUGGUUUAUAAACCCUAUGCCAAUGGCAUCAUUGCCAAAGAGCCCACCUCCCUGGAAGAGGAGCUUAAAGAAAUCCGACGUGUCGGCAGCAGCCGGGACCUGACUACGUCCUCCCCAGGCUCUUCCCCUUCCUCUGCAGAGUUUGCCAUGUCGGACAUCUUUUAUUUCUGUCGGCGUGGUGUGGAGAGCAUCGUGGAUGACGAAGUGACCAAGCGCUUUACCGCAGAGGAGCUGGAGUCCUGGAAUCUCCUGACCCGCAGCAACUACAACUUCAGACACAUCAGUACCCGACUCACGGCACUGUGGGGGGUUGGCCUGGUCAUCCGCUACUGCCUCCUGCUGCCUCUCAGACUGACAUUAGCCAUCACCGGUGUGACACUGUUGGUUGUCCUCACCACCUUAGUUGGAUUUCUGCCUAAUGGGAGGAUGAAGAAUUUUCUGAGUGAGAAAGUGCAUUUAAUGUGUUACCGUGUCUGUGCGAGAGCGCUAACUGCAAUCAUCACUUACCAUCACAGUGAGAACAAGCCUAAGAAUGGAGGAAUCUGCGUCGCCAAUCACACAUCACCCAUCGACGUCCUCAUACUAGCCAACGAUGGUUGCUAUGCAAUGGUGGGGCAGAUCCACGGAGGGCUGAUGGGAAUUAUUCAGAGGUCCAUGGUAAAGGCUUGUCCACACAUAUGGUUUGAACGUUCUGAAGUCAAAGACCGACAUCUGGUGGCCAAAAGGCUAAGUGAUCACGUUGAGGACAAGAGCAAACUUCCAAUCCUUAUUUUCCCCGAAGGUACCUGCAUCAACAAUACAUCUGUAAUGAUGUUCAAGAAGGGAAGCUUUGAAAUCGCUUCCACCAUCUACCCAGUGGCCAUCAAGUAUGAUCCUCGUUUUGGGGACGCCUUCUGGAACAGCAGCAAGUUUGGCAUGGUGAACUAUCUCCUGCGCAUGAUGAGCAGUUGGGCAAUCGUCUGCAGCGUGUGGUACCUGCCCCCCAUGAGCCGACAGGAAGGAGAAGAUGCCGUGCAGUUCGCCAACAGGGUUAAAGCUGCAAUCGCCAGGCAGGGCGGCCUGGUAGAUCUGCUGUGGGAUGGCGGCUUGAAGCGCAGCAAAGUGAAAGAGACGUUCAAAGAAGAGCAACAGAAACUGUACAGCAAGAUCCUGGUGGGAACACACGAGGACCGCAGUCGCUCCUGAGGCGAUAAAUGAGCUGAGGCGAUUGAAAACUGGAAAACAAAUGGCAAGCAGUCACGUCUUAUUGAGGUCCUGCUUUAGUUGCCUGAAGGUCCUGCUUUAGUUGCCUGAAAAAGGAUCUGGGUGUCUGCAGUCUGUUCUGUUCUUAUUCAUGUCUGUGUCACCAAAUACAAAAAAUGUCCAGGCAUUAAUGAAUAAUGCUGCAGCUGUGUGAUGUUACCAUGUGCACAUCUUCAAAACUAACCUGGUUGCUAAGAACAUUGUAAUGAAUGUCAGCAUGACAGCGAGACUAAUUCUUAAAAACACUGAUGUACUGGGGUUCUUCUGGGCUGUGAAGUAUUCGUACACUUUUGUUUUUGUUAUUGAAUGUACUUCUGUGCAUAUAUUCAUUCUAAAUAUUCACAUUUUAACAUAGUACCGGGCAGCACGGUGGCUCAGUGGGUAGCACUGCCACCUCACAGCAAGAAGGUUCUGGGUUCGAUUCCCAGGCGGGGUGGUCCGGGUCCUUUCUGUGUGGAGUUUGAUAUAAUGAUAAGAAAGGUGGAAAAGCAACAGUUACCGGAUGGCCUGAAAGCAGCAGAAGCAAUAGUUAUAGUGAAUGAAAUUAAAGAACUGAACUGCAGUUUUUACACACCAGGUAAAAAAAUCUCACAAAAAUGCAUGUCAACUGUGCAGAUGAGCAUUUUGGCAAAUCAGAACAAUGGUCAGUUUUUUAGGCAUUGUGUGAAAUUUGAAUUGAAUAUAUGCACUGGGAUUACAUUAAAUUACAAACAGUUUGUUCUCCUUGUCUUACCUUUACAAUUAAAUGUGUACCUAGUCUCCAUUACAGCAUUACUUACUCCAAACAACCACAUUUCAGCAGUUUGAAAGCUUCCCAACACAUGCAAAGUGUGCACUCUUUCCACAAGGUUGUAAUGCACAGUGUGUAAUGGACUAAAGCACCUCAUCUGUAUUAGGUAGUUUGGUUGUUUUUGUAAAUCACUGCCAUUUUAAACACACAGCUUUUAUUACUACAUUAUUUAAAACAAUGUAGAUGUUGUUCACAUAGAUGUAACACAGAUUUAUUUUUAUGCAAUCCAGUACCAUCUUUGUUGGUGCAAUUUCUUACAGAGCCUGGCAGCAAAAUUAAGGAGGCACACACACAUUAUUUACUUUUAAUGCAUUUUUACUGGUAGCGACAUUGUGUACAGUUGAUUUACUGAAUAUGUCCCAAACUGCAUCCUGUGUGCCAUACUUUUAUUGGAGUACAGAAUGGUAGAAUUUGGAGACAUUAUACUACAUCUACCUCUUAUUUAGAGCUUAGCUUAGUGCUAAAUGGUGCAAAACGUUCCCGUACUAGUUUACUUGUGCUGAUAAUCUUUUCCAAGCUGCACUUUUUUUCCGGGCAGCUUUUUGUAUGAUCAUUCGUUUCUGAAUCCUCCUUCUGAAAUGCACAUGAAUUAAGAUUUCUGUUUGGAUUCUGUACUAUGACACACUCCAGUGUUGAGUUCAGCUUUUUAAAUAGGAUAGAACAUGUAGUGAUCAUGUAGUAGUCAGAACUUAUUCUAAUCCACCAAACCCACACAGUUGCAUGAAAGACUUGGAGACUGCAGCAAACACUUUUAAACAUGUUCAUCCUUGGGUUAAGUCCAGGCUAAAUGUAGAAAGAAUGUGUAGGAAGCAUAAGUUUGCUGUCUGUUGAAACACAGCCAAUGUACACUGGCUUUAUCCUUUUAGACAUUGUAUUGACUAUGUUUAUAUAAUGGUUUUCUUUCAGUGCUGCCAGUGACUAGACUGCUGCCAGGCUCAUAAAACAUCCCUGGAUCAGUUUUAAGCUAUUGUCAAAUUCAUCAGCUAAAUACAUCUCAGUUCUAUUGAUGAAUCUGUCUGAACUGAUCUGUCAAUAAAAAUGUUCUAACUUA
This is a messenger RNA of Trichomycterus rosablanca, 3808 nucleotides long. RefSeq names its product glycerol-3-phosphate acyltransferase 4-like. The transcript has 13 exons. Gene Ontology annotation, biological process: triglyceride biosynthetic process. The coding region runs from base 513 to 1910 and encodes 465 amino acids. NCBI's taxonomy places the organism in Eukaryota, Metazoa, Chordata, Actinopteri, Siluriformes, Trichomycteridae. The record is from RefSeq and is a predicted model, not a curated record. Gene Ontology annotation, cellular component: endoplasmic reticulum. Gene Ontology annotation, molecular function: glycerol-3-phosphate O-acyltransferase activity.